Molecule: messenger RNA, 180 nt
Organism: Penicillium waksmanii
Lineage: Eukaryota; Fungi; Ascomycota; Eurotiomycetes; Eurotiales; Aspergillaceae
Product: alpha/beta fold hydrolase
Exons: 2
Coding region: 1-180 (59 amino acids)
Source: RefSeq, a predicted model, not a curated record
AUGAGAGCACACACGUUUCGACAGGCAAAGGAAGCCGAUAGACACAAGACCGCCGUCCUAAUUCACGGUGGAAACUUUUGCGGGUUUACUUGCUCUGAUACAGCGCGCCAACAAUCCGCCGCUGGUUACCGGGUAAUCCUGCCUGACGACGUUGGCUUCUGCAGAUCGAGCAAGCCCUAG